This is a messenger RNA of Saitoella complicata NRRL Y-17804, 2883 nucleotides long. RefSeq lists its product as uncharacterized. The record is from RefSeq and is a predicted model, not a curated record. The coding region runs from base 104 to 2662 and encodes 852 amino acids. NCBI's taxonomy places the organism in Eukaryota, Fungi, Ascomycota, Saitoellomycetes, Saitoellales, Saitoellaceae. The transcript is spliced from 3 exons.
UGCAGAGUGUACACUCGGACCCAGCUCAAGACCAGCGAAGCAAUUGCAUGCGGUCGCGUUAAAGAAUCAUCAUAUUUGACUGCUGUUCGUCGUCUCUGUCGGCAUGUCGCUUUCCGCGAAGAAGUCAUACGGUGCUCUUUCGCAUCAUAGGUCGGCAUCUCCUGAACGAUCGCGGACUCAACGCCCGUCACGGUCGCCAGCGCGCGAGCAGGAUCAAAAUGUGGAUGACGAAAGGACGCACAAGUCAAUGUUGACCGUCGCGCUUGCAAAAGCGCAGACAGCCGUGACGUACGACACUGCCAACAAUACCAAGAUGGCAAUUGCGGCAUAUGCGCAGGCUUGCGAUCUUCUCUCAACUGUUAUGCAGCGUACCAAGGCCCCGGAGGACCACGAGAAGCUCUCGAGGAUUUAUUCGACAUAUGCUGACAGAAUGCGCCUCCUUAUUGCAGAGGCACCAGCACCAGAGACGAACAAGGACUUGCCUCCCUCGCCGCCUGCAGGCGAAGAAUCGGACGGUGAAUACCAAGAAUACGAUCAUAUCGAUCAAGAUUAUGAAGACGAUUACAACGAUAUCGAGGAGGCGGUCUUAGGAUUUGGUGCACGUAUUCCCUCAAGGCUUGGCCCACCAUCUCCAAUGAGACCGGAAUCCGGGAUUCUGGGGAUGAAUGCUAUGCCGCAGUUUUAUCAACAAAUGAAUGCAUUAAAUCCUUCAUCGAUGCCUCCUCCACCGCAGUUUGAUCCUGCAUCUGUGGUUUCUCCUGGGCAUCGUCCUCCGAUGACUGAGCGUCAGUCCUCCUCGACGUCGACGACAGCCACAACAAGCCGGACAUCCCUCGGGUUUUCAGCUCAACGCGAUUCAGCAUCUACCAUCGCUACAUCUCCGGGCAAUUCACCCAUCCGGACACAUGAGCCAUUUCAUCAACAAACUGGUGAACUGCCUCCAUCAAGUCGGGGCCACCGGCGAAAGAAGUCGAGUCUGUCAGCCAGCGGAGAUUUCGAGAACGUACUCGGAGCAAAUGACGUACAGUGGUUGAACACGAUUGAUGAGGUGUCGAGCCGGACCAGCUCUCCAUCAAGCCGGCGAACAGAUCCUGCAGAUACUCAGCCUUGGCAAGGGCGAAAUUCCCCCAAUGUCCAAUUACGGACCGAGAAAGGCUUGAGUGAACUUUUUGAGGAUACGGAUCCCGAGGAUGACAUGGAUGACACAGAUCGUCUGCUGACCGAGAUUACGCGUACACUUGGUUUGAACGAUUUGGAUGAAGGCCCAGAAGAUGAAUACAACGCAUUGAACGACUCCAAGAGAACGUCCGAUGCUUCCUCUGAAGCUGCACUGUCCCACAGAGAAGGGCAAGUAUUGCGGGUGCCUAGUGUUCGUCAGCGACGGCUACCUCAGAUUCAGAACCUGUCAAUAAGGACGGUGACGGAAUCAGCAAAGGAACCACCCGAACCAUCAAGACCGGCCACUGCCGCAGCUCCACAACCUCCAGUGAUGCCAUCAAUGCCACCGCCUCGUGCACCACUACGAGCGCCUGCGAUGAGCCAGAGGAAUUUUACAGCACCUUUACCGCAACUUGUUGCUCCACCAAUGACAAAGUCAUCUUCGAGCGGCGGGCCGCCUGGUUCAGCUAGAAUGCGACCGACCACACCAAGGAGAGUCAUGACAGACUAUUCCGUGCCAAUGCUGAACGGGUGGCCAGGGCAACGUGCUUAUCCACCCCGAGCGCCAGGAAUGCUUCGGAUGCAAUCUCAGAAUUCAUUACGGAGCAUCGAUGUUACGCUAGCUGGUCGUGCCACCCCGAGAAAUGAGGAUUACUCGCCUACAAGCUCGAUCUUUGCUUCCAGUGAGUAUGCGAUGUCCUCGGCUGCAUCGAGCUUCUCGUUACCCAUGUCCGGCGGGGCUCCGGACCGGAAGAUCGACUUCUUCGACGAUAGUUUGUGGGAUCUUACCCCUGUUAUCGAACCACAACCAGAAAGCACAUUAUUCCGUCCGUUCUGGCUGAUGCGAGUGAUUCUGAAAUCGCUCAGAGAGGGAGCUCAUCUUACGCCAAACCUUUACAUCCCUCAAGACAUCUGGAUGAUGAAGAGUGUCAAGCUCAAGGCUGUGGACGAGAAGAUAAAUGCCUGCGAGAUUCUCGAUAACGGCCUCAGGAGGGUUGGUGGAGUACCCUAUGGCGACAUCGAAUCGCUUCUAGAAGCUCUUCUACAAUUCCGCCUAGUCAUGGAAGGAGUCCAGGCUACUCUUACGAAGAAGCUCGGCGAAGAGUUUGGGGGAGACGGUGGCAGUGAGAGGCCAGGCUUGGGUGCCGGGUGGAAGAUGUCCCAGGCGACGCUGUCUCUGAAGGCGAAGUUCAAGAGCAAGAAGGACAGUGGGGCGUCGAAGCUGAAUGCGCUAAGUGGUGAGAAUGAAGUUAUGUUCGAGGGACCCAAUGCUGCAUACAUGAAUGCACUGGCGAGGAUGUUGGAUCAUGCACAAACGCUUGAGAAAAUGUACGGACACUUCGACGUACACAAUCUCCCCAGCAAAUCACAAGACCGGUUCAACAAGUCUUUCCGACACGCAAGUGAUUUCUUCGGAGGUGUAGUCUGUAAGUUCGUCAUGGCGGACGUCAGUGUUUUACUGGAGAAAUAUCUCAAGACAGGUAGAGAGUGGAUGGAACGCUAGGUUGCACAUGCUUUCGUGAACGGAUUGCUCGAUUGCUGUUCUGUUCUUGUUUUUGGUGCAAGGUCUGCGGGUUCAGACGGAGUCAACAUCAUCAUCUAUUACGGCUUUGGAGUUGUGUUUUUUUUUUUUGCAUACUAUAUUCAUGGCUUCGAUCAACUGGGCUAUAAUAUUUUUAAGGUAGGAGCUGCUUAUAGCUGUUUACGACGUGAUAUGAAUGGAGU